GCUAAGUUGGUUUUUUUCCUCUGUGUACCAAAUUUAUAAACAAAAUGACAACGCAUCCUUCCAGCAGGUUUAUGGAAUGUCUGCAGUAUGCGGCUCACAAACAUCGGGACCAGCGGCGCAAGGAUCCGCAGCAAACGCCAUACGUAAAUCAUGUGAUAAAUGUGAGUACAAUUCUGGCCGUGGAGGCUUGCAUAGAGGAUGAGGCCGUUCUAAUGGCUGCCAUGCUGCACGAUGUGGUGGAGGACACCGACGCAACGUUCGAAGACGUGGAGCAGCUGUUCGGCGCCGAUGUCUGUGGUCUGGUACGCGAGGUGACGGACGACAAAUCGCUGGAAAAGCAGGAACGCAAACGUUUGCAAAUUGCCAAUGCGGCCAAGACGAGCCCGAGGGCUAAGCUCAUCAAGUUGGCUGAUAAGCUGGACAAUCUAAGGGACUUGCUGGUCAACACGCCGCAGGGAUGGACGGAGGAACGUCGGGAGCUGUACUUCGUUUGGGCCAAGCAGGUGGUGGACAAUCUGCGCGGCACCAAUGCCAACCUGGAACUCAAGCUGGACGAGAUAUUUAGGCAGCGCGGGCUGUUGUAAAUAUAAAUCAACAGAAUAGCUUAUUUUUUAUUGUUUU
This is a messenger RNA of Drosophila obscura, 621 nucleotides long. RefSeq names its product guanosine-3',5'-bis(diphosphate) 3'-pyrophosphohydrolase MESH1 (gene Mesh1). The transcript has 2 exons. The record is from RefSeq and is a predicted model, not a curated record. Bases 45 to 584 code for a protein of 179 amino acids. Gene Ontology annotation, molecular function: guanosine-3',5'-bis(diphosphate) 3'-diphosphatase activity. NCBI's taxonomy places the organism in Eukaryota, Metazoa, Arthropoda, Insecta, Diptera, Drosophilidae.